UCCGCGGUCACACUGCUGUACAUAAAUAACAAAGAGGAAGGAAGAAAAAAAAAAGGAUUCAAAGGACGCCCAGUACGCACACGCACAGCGAAAUGCCGAGAAAUGGUGAUGCCGGCAACGGCGCCCCAAGAUCUGGUACCGGUGGCACCAGCGACGGGUGUAUUUAUCCAGACGACGUCAUAAUGGGCGUGGGAGUUGCAUUCAAUGUCCGCUAUACAGGCUGCGUUGAGGUCAAGACCUCGAUGAAAUCUCUCGACUUUGAGACUCGCACGCAGCUGGCGCGGGAGUGCAUCAACCGCGUCUGCGAGGCCGCAGGCCUGAAGUCGGCCGGAAAGCGACGUCUGUGUUCCUUCAUAUCGGACCGGCCCAGCAUGCAGCAUGCCGGCACCAACAUCAUCAUCAAUGUGUCCAGCCGCGCCCUCACGCUGAGCAAUGUGGAAUCGGGCGAGGUGAUAGUCAAUCACAAUAUGCCGCGCAUCUCCUUUGCCUCGGGGGGCGACAACGAUACCCUGGACUUCCUGGCCUACAUUGCCAAGAACGAGGACGAGUGGCGUGCCUGUUACGUCCUGGAGUGCGCUGGUGGUCAGAGCGAGGAUCUGAUCGUGACCAUUGGCAAGGCCUUUGCGCUGCGAUUCAACGCCCUGAGCAGGCAUAAAGAUCCCACUGCCGAUAACAUCAAUCAGAGCUGCAAGGAAAACGUCAAAGAGUAUUACAACGAUUUGCCCGACAAGCUGCCACCAGAGCUCCCCAACGAUGAUAACCGCUCCCAGCCGCAGCAGCAGCAUCAAACGGCCCAACUCCCAUUGCAUACUCAUGCCCCGCGUGUGGCUCAACUUAAUCUGAAGAAGCCACGCGAUCGCCUUAGCAGCAACCUCAUCGACCUCAAUUCCCCGCCUCCCGAUCAGACUACCAACAAGCUAGCCCUCGGGCAUUCGUCGGCGUCUGCUACUUCCUCCUCCACCCUAACGGCCGGCCAGGUGCGCGAUGUCUUCGACGGGCCCCAGUGUCCACUCACUGCCGAAGUCUGGUUCCACGCUGCCAUCUCUAGACCGAUUUCCGAACGUCUGUUACAGCAGGAUGGGGACUUCCUGGUACGCGAAUCUCAGGGAAAGCGUGGCCAGUAUGUCCUCACUGGGCUGGAGGGCAAGACGCCCAAGCAUCUACUGCUCAUCGAUCCCGAGGGCGUGGUUCGCACCAAAGAUCGCAUUUUCGAUAGCAUUAGCCAUUUGAUAAAUUACCACUGGGCCCAUGCGCUGCCCAUCAUAUCGGAGGAUUCGGAGCUGGUCUUGCGUAAUCCCGUACGCCGGCCCGCUCAAGAUCAGGCAGUGGUCGCCGGAGCAGGAGCCACCAUAGCUGCACCCUGAACGGCUCGAGAGCACAAAUAUAUGGACUUGCAAGUCUUCACAUAAAUAUACAUACAUAAUACUUAUAUAUAUAUAUACAUAUAUACUUGUAUCCGUGUACACGCUUAGAUUAACAUAAUUGCACUCGUAGAGAAUUUUUUAUAAUGUAUCGUCGCAUCAUUGUAUAGGAACGAACCCAUUUAUUUAUGGAUUGAAUAUACAAAAGCAUCUUUAUAUGAGCAGUACAGUAUUUUCCCAUCAAACGAGAAUAAAUAACACCAAAAACCAA
Molecule: messenger RNA, 1632 nt
Organism: Drosophila miranda
Lineage: Eukaryota; Metazoa; Arthropoda; Insecta; Diptera; Drosophilidae
Gene: Shc
Product: SHC-transforming protein 2
Exons: 2
Coding region: 93-1364 (423 amino acids)
Biological process (GO): intracellular signal transduction; cell surface receptor protein tyrosine kinase signaling pathway
Cellular component (GO): plasma membrane
Molecular function (GO): receptor tyrosine kinase binding
Source: RefSeq, a predicted model, not a curated record